Messenger RNA from Puccinia graminis f. sp. tritici CRL 75-36-700-3, 1223 nucleotides. RefSeq lists its product as uncharacterized. Bases 120 to 1190 code for a protein of 356 amino acids. Lineage: Eukaryota; Fungi; Basidiomycota; Pucciniomycetes; Pucciniales; Pucciniaceae. The record is from RefSeq and is a predicted model, not a curated record. The transcript is spliced from 3 exons.
GCUAUACCAUCAAACAACAAAGGAAGCUGUGUGCAUUUCAAGACCCGGGGAAGUGGAGGAAGCCGUGUGCAUUUCCGAAAGAUAAUCGUCUAACUUGUUUUGACAAGUCUUGGUGAAGAAUGAAGACACUCUUGACCACACCAUGCCUCAUGUUACUAGCCAUGGGUGGAACAUCCUCCUCGCCGCCAACAGAUUCAACUUGGGCUAUUCAAAAAUUGUCCAACUUUGAAUCCAUCAUUUCGUAUGACGAAUUAGUAAAUCAAAUUUUGAAAGAGCCCUUAUGUUUCCAUGAACCAACUCUUCAUUCUCAAUUCUCAGGGCCAAAUUUCCGUCCACAAGCCAAUCACCAGGAACUCAAUGACAAAAUGGUGUAUUCUCCACAGCAGCUCACCGCUAGCGAUCAGGGACUACCUCGCCCUCCCAAGCGCAAAUGGCAUGUCAUCCUCACAGAAGGUGCAGAAAAUCAGUCUCCAUCGAAGCAAACGGAAAUAGUGGAGGAAUGCCCAAAGAGCCCGGCUGAGGAGACUAGAUCAAUGUUGUUGGAAGGAGCGGAUUUGGAUCCUGACGAAAUCAUGAGGAAGAAUGAAGAAUUGAUGAGGAACACAAGUGAUUUUGUCCCACAUGCUCAACUUGACAUGCAAGAGGAAAAGUCCAAAGAGCCUUCCAUCCCAACCAAGUUGUUCCAUGUCUAUAAUUGGGAAUAUGUCAAACAAUCCCCUCAAGAUCAAACCACGGAAAGGAACAAUGCUGAUCGCCUUGAAGAGCUCUUUAGUUUGUUGAAUAGCUGCAAAACUAUACCCCCACAAGGCCCACUCUUCUGGAUCCCGAGAGAGAAUGUGCAUAAGUUUCUGAAAAGGGAGGAGGUCAACAAAAUCUUAUGUUUUAUGAGAGAUCUAUGGAAAGAUAUGGAACAAGAAGAAUUGUUAUUAGAACCAAGUAAAUAUACAUGGAUCAAGAGAAGCUCAGAUAUGUUCAGACUGGAAGAGAAACAAGAUGACUUAAGAAAUGAGAAGGCCUGGGCUAAUGGAUAUUCUCUUUGGUAUUUCGUUGCUGAAGAUAUUGUCAAAUAUUGGACAGAAUCAAAUCGAAACAAAUUCAAAUUAAGAUGGGGUAAAAGAGAAUACCCAUCUGAACAACCUUCAGGAAACAUAGCCAAUUUGGAAGAAUCUUCAUGGGAAGCAACAAGGUAAAACUUGUUAAUGACUCUUGAGUCAUAGGAAUUU